AUGGCAAAGGGUUUUUAUGUUAAUUUGAUAGCAUCACUGAUUGUACUAGGUUCUGCACAGAUAGAGAAGCCUUGGGGGCACUGGCUCAUCCCAGAUUGUUUUGUUGUCUUUGCAGAUGUCUCUCCAGUUGUAGCAGGGCUCAUUGGUGCUACUGUCCUUGUAGUUUCUGUCUCAGUAACGGUAUUUGUUUGGACAUGCUGCCACCAACAAGCAGAAAAAAAGCACAAAAACCCUCCUUACAAAUUCAUUCAUAUGCUGAAAGGCAUCAGUAUCUACCCGGAGACCUUGAGUAACAAGAAGAAAAUUAACCGUAUCCGGAGAGACAAGAAUGGCACUGCCAAGGAUACUGGAAAAGGAAACCUCUUGGUGGAUGCUGCUGAGGCUGGCUUACUGGGCUCUGAGAAGACCCCAGAUGGACUUAAUGCAACCACCUGUGUUGAUCAGCUCCCAAUAAAAAUGGAUUAUGGAGAUGAACUAAGUCCAGAUCAAAGCCUCACCCCGGGUGGGAGUAAAACCUCCUCCCCAUCUUCCCCAGAGGAAGAUGUCCUGCUGGGAGAACUGACUUUCUCAGUGGACUACAACUUUCCCAAAAAAGCACUGGUGGUGACCAUUCAAGAAGCCCAUGGGCUGCCCAUGAUGGAUGAGCAUACACAGAGCUCUGAUCCCUAUAUAAAGAUGACAAUUCUUCCAGACAAAAGGCACCGAGUCAAGACUCGUGUGCUUCGCAAGACCUUGGACCCUGUCUUUGACGAGACUUUCACCUUUUAUGGGAUCCCCUACAGCCAGCUCCAGGAUUUGGUGCUCCACUUCCUGGUGUUGAGCUUUGAUCGUUUCUCACGAGAUGAUGUGAUUGGAGAAGUCAUGGUGCCGCUUGCUGGGGUAGAUCCAAGCACUGGAAAGGUCCAGCUCACUAGGGAGAUCAUCAAAAGGAACAUACAAAAGUGCAUUAGCAGAGGAGAGCUGCAAGUCUCACUGUCUUACCAGCCUGUUGCACAGAGAAUGACUGUUGUGGUGCUGAAAGCUAGACAUUUGCCGAAGAUGGAUAUCACCGGUCUCUCAGAUCCCUAUGUUAAGGUGAACGUUUAUUAUGGUAGAAAGCGCAUAGCAAAAAAGAAGACCCACGUGAAGAAGUGCACUUUGAAUCCUGUCUUCAAUGAAUCCUUCAUUUAUGAUAUCCCAGUGGAUCUCCUUCCCGACAUCAGCAUUGAAUUCCUAGUCAUUGAUUUCGACCGCACCACAAAAAACGAGGUGGUGGGACGGCUGAUUUUGGGAGCGCACAGCAUCACCACAGCGGGCGUGGAACACUGGCGAGAGGUGUGCGAGAACCCCCGGAAGCCAGUUGCCAAAUGGCACAGCCUGAGCGAAUACUAGCAGAGGCGCUGGCCAAGAGAACAGACUUAAACCUUGUUUUAGUCGUAGAACUAAACUUUCAUAAGAAGCAGCUGAUUGGUUAUUUAGUGAUGUGAUUUUGCAGGGCACUAAAAUUCUAAAAAGCAUUAAAAUUUUAAAAUACCACAAAUAUAUAUAACAGUGUAGUCACGCUAUUGCAUGCCUAAUACAAACUAAAAUUAGUAUAACUGCCAAUAUCAAGUUGCAGAUUUUAAUACAAUUAUCUGUCACUAUCGAAGUUGUGUUUGUGCCGAACUGUCUUUGCUGGUAUUCACCAAAACUGGUCUCUCUAUUAGGCUUCUCCCAAAGUUUCUGAAAUCUGUUGUUUAACCUCUAGUUUCUUGUUAGUUUGUCUGCCCAUUGGUUCUUGCAGUUCACUUCUUUGCUGAUUUGGGAGCACUAACUGCAUUUCCAUAUAUGAAGGUUUAGUAUUCUGCACUGGUGCAAAGAGAUACAGGGAAGAACAGUCCUAUCUAGGGAAAAAAACAGCCUAUAACCUGGUACUGGAAUAUUUCUAUUUGUGCUGUAUUUGCUAUGGAGCUAUAAAGUGAUUUGCAUCUAAAACUGAAAUGCUAAGAAACUGAUCACUGCUUUUGCCACAUGGAGGUUCUGGAGAAAUAUUUGUAUUAUGAGGGACUCUGGAAAGCACCAGCCUACAUUUUUUUCCAACCCUAUAUGUAUAUGUUGGGUUCAGGCAAAAUGAUCUACACUAAACAUGUGAGAUCAAAUUGUAGGAAGGCUGAUGUUUUAAAAGUUUAUAAAUUCUACAUGACCGUUACCCAAUACCUUAAAUCAGACAGCAAAAUAUUGGAGAGUGAGUCUUCAAGUCAAUUGAAAAGUAAUCGUAUGUUCCUUAAUUGGACUAGAAAUAACAUUUUAUAUUCUACAGUUGGUCUAAAUAGCCCAUAUUCAAAGGGUUAAACAAUUUACAUAGAAAAAAAUGUUUUCACAAAAUAUUUUUUAGUUUCUCAAAAAAGCUAGUUUUCAGAGGUACAAAACAGUUUUAAACUGCUUAACUAUAAGGUAUUGGCUUCUGAAAAGUAGAAUAUGCUUGCUGUCUCCUGUGGAAUGUAAAACCAUGACUGGAUAAAUGUGUUUAGCACUAUGCAAGUUAAGCCUGAAUAGUUUAAUUUGAAACAGAAGUUCAUAGAACUAAGUUCUGCAAAGGUCAGUUGAGCUUGGAGGUAGUUGCAUUUAGAUCUUACUGUAAAAACACUGCUCUAAACUUGUAAACAAGAUGACUGUACUUUGACAAAGUAAUUUAAGUUGGUUUCUUAUAUUCAAACUGGGAGAUGUAAAAAAGACAAGUGGCAGCAAACAAAUAAUUUUAAAGAUUAUUGGCAAGCGAAGCAUGAACAGUUUACAACAAAAAAUAGUAAACAAUCCCUCUGCAGGAAUUUGCCUUUAUUUUUUUUUUAAUUCUAUAUCUUGAAAAUACAAGGCAGAUUGAGUGGGCAGAAAAGCAAACAGAAGACUGCAAGUUUUCAGUGUUCGUUAAGUUGAUUCCACGCAGCCAGUCUGGUCUGUGCCCCGUGGAAUGUAAAUAAUGUAUUAUAAGUAAUUUUUUUAAAACCAUUUAACUAUUUGCAGUACUUGACCACUGAAUUUUAGAGCCCUGUUGAAAAAGUGAUCCUCACCACUUUCUUACUAUUGAAAGUAGAUUAAACUGAGCAAGUCUUACCCUUUGGUUCCCUUUCCAGCCACAGUGUAAAGCAAUUGCUGCUGCAAGGACUCUUCAUGCAGACAACCUGCACGACACCUGCCAUUAAUGUCCCAGUAGCUCUUCCUGACAAAGCGUCUUUGAAAGGCUGAAUCUUCUCACUGGUAGCUUUCAUUGCUUGUAGGUACACCUUUCAAGACAGACUUUCAUUUGAGCUGUGAAAAGUGUUAAUGGGUCAGGGCGUAAAAGCAGUUACUUUGAAACUGAAAUCCUGUUUCUAAGCCUUACAAGUGCAGGUAAAUGCAACGUGAGUUUCCCCAUGCACUCUACCGGGAAACCUGGAUCCUGAUUAUGAGGAUUUCUGCUUGAGGUUAGAGUAGAUUUUGAUCUACGUCUUAAUUCCUUUGUUGCUUAUACACUGCUAGUGGCUCUCUACCAUGACCAGGAGAACAGAUUCUCCUCUGGACGUUCAGUGCAAAUAUAUUAGAUUUCUGUUUUUCCUCACUAAGCAGUCUGGUUAUUAAAGGCUAUCGAAUGUCACUGCUCCUCCGGGGAACCAUAUUUUUCCCUCCCCAUCGCAGAAAUAUUACUAGGAUACAUGCUAUUCAAAUGUUCCUUUUUUACUUCAGUGUAAAGAGUAUGCUUAAGCCUAGAUCACCUCCUUAUUCUGAUUCCUUUAGCUGAAAAGGAAAGAUGAACUUGUCAAGGAAAUGUGCUCAGGGUAAAUAGACUUAGGCUUAUUGGGCAGAUAUGAGUAGCUCCAUUACUCCUCAGGAAUAAUGGGAAACUGAAGAUGUGCAGAUAAUUUUUCUUUGGUGUAAAACUGACAGUUAGUGACAGCUGCCUCACCGUGGAAUCUCUCAAAUGUGGUUUCUUUACCUUGUGUCUUCUAUUGUAAAAUUAACUUGGACGGUUUCAACUUUGUGUUAAAAGAAAAAAGCAAAAGAACUAACUUGAAAUUUGUGAAACUGCAUAAUGCUGUAUGCUAAUCCUACAAUAUGUAAUGCUAUCUUGUAUGUUGAAUUUGUUAAUGCACAUUGAGUGUGCAAAUAAAGAUUGAUUCACUUUAAA
Gavialis gangeticus (Gharial) is the source of this 4120-nucleotide messenger RNA. RefSeq names its product synaptotagmin 11 (gene SYT11). Gene Ontology annotation, biological process: regulation of dopamine secretion; regulation of calcium ion-dependent exocytosis; cellular response to calcium ion. The record is from RefSeq and is a predicted model, not a curated record. Lineage: Eukaryota; Metazoa; Chordata; Crocodylia; Gavialidae. The coding region runs from base 1 to 1371 and encodes 456 amino acids. The transcript has 4 exons. Gene Ontology annotation, molecular function: phosphatidylserine binding; calcium ion binding; clathrin binding. Gene Ontology annotation, cellular component: axon; membrane; synapse.